Phaeoacremonium minimum UCRPA7 is the source of this 570-nucleotide messenger RNA. RefSeq lists its product as hypothetical. The transcript is spliced from 2 exons. Bases 1 to 570 code for a protein of 189 amino acids. The record is from RefSeq and is a predicted model, not a curated record. Lineage: Eukaryota; Fungi; Ascomycota; Sordariomycetes; Togniniales; Togniniaceae.
AUGCCCGUCAUAAAUACGGAUGUCCGGCAGGACGGCGAGGCUUGGGGCAUCUCACAGCUCACCCAGACCUUCAGGAUACCCAGCAUACCCAGUAUACCCGUCCGGAGCCUCCUCCUUGCCCGCGACAAGUGCGACAAGGGCGACGCCAGCCUGUGCGAGAAGCCCGUCGCAUCCUCCCACAUCACCGUCGGCAUCGUCGUCGGCUCAGUAGCCGCCCUCGUCCUUAUCACUGGCUCCAUCCUGACCUACCUCCACUGCCGUCGCGCCAGGAAAGACCGCGCCGACGACGCUGCCCAUGCUCACGAGCUCGCCGACUACGGCAUGGACCCCAUCUCCUCCGUCAAGAAGCCCCGGAAGGCCCGCAGCCCCGACACCGCCAUGCACCCCACCGCACACGGCCUCGCGCCGCCGAAUCGAAGGCUCUCGAGCGAUUCGCUGUCGUCGCUGGCACGGUCGAUACGCGGGCGAGACGACCCCUUUGGAUCGAAUGCGGAGGUUGUACGGACGGAUCCGUCAAAUGGCGGGUGGAAGGAGGAAGGCCAGCAGAAGCCUACUGAUCCGUUCAAAUAA